Messenger RNA from Ictalurus furcatus (blue catfish), 715 nucleotides. RefSeq names its product microtubule-associated protein 4. Bases 29 to 502 code for a protein of 157 amino acids. Gene Ontology annotation, cellular component: neuron projection. The transcript has 4 exons. Gene Ontology annotation, biological process: neuron projection development; microtubule cytoskeleton organization. The record is from RefSeq and is a predicted model, not a curated record. Lineage: Eukaryota; Metazoa; Chordata; Actinopteri; Siluriformes; Ictaluridae. Gene Ontology annotation, molecular function: microtubule binding.
UGUAAAGGUUCAGAUAAUACACAAAAAAAUGGACUUCAGCCACAUCACCUCCCGUUGUGGUUCCAAGGACAACAUCAAGCAUGUCCCCGGAGGAGGAAACGUUCAGAUUCUGAAUAAAAAAGUCGAUUUAAGCCAAGUGACCCCAAAAUAUGGCUCCAAGGACAGCAUUAACCACAAGCCAGGUGGUGGUAAUGCAAAGAUUGAGUCUCAGAAGAGCAAGUCCAAAUCCAAAACGGGAUCAAUGGACAGUGUGGGCCAAGAGCCAGGAGCUGACCUUGCUGAGCAGGUAGGGGAUCAACAGAAAUCUGAAGGAAGCCCGCCUACUCCUGCAAACCCACCCAUUCAGACCGAUGGAGGGAUGAAGGAGAAGGGGCUGAAGGAGAGCUCUCCUGCACCCCCACCUGCACCCUCUGAAGGACAGGGGCUCUGGAAUUCUCAAAGUCAAGACAAACACAUCCCUGCCACAAGUAAGUAUAUUUCAGGUACUUUAGUUGUUCUAUGACAGUGAUUCUUAACCUUUUUGCGUGCGUGACCCACUUUUAAGAGAGACAAUGUUUUGUGAACCUAUAUUUACAAUUGUUUCAAAUAAAAGUUUUCCUGCGACUCCCCCGCUACCACUACCCCAGGUUAAGAACUGCUGUUCUAUGACAUCUGAUCAUCCAUGUCCAGUCCACUUCAUCUCAAAACAUUUUCAUUACUGAAUAUAAGUAACUAU